This is a messenger RNA of Onychomys torridus (southern grasshopper mouse), 1594 nucleotides long. It is a transcript of the gene Cd14, whose product is annotated as CD14 molecule. The record is from RefSeq and is a predicted model, not a curated record. The transcript has 2 exons. Gene Ontology annotation, cellular component: lipopolysaccharide receptor complex; membrane raft; external side of plasma membrane. Bases 286 to 1398 code for a protein of 370 amino acids. Lineage: Eukaryota; Metazoa; Chordata; Mammalia; Rodentia; Cricetidae. Gene Ontology annotation, biological process: positive regulation of type II interferon production; toll-like receptor 4 signaling pathway; positive regulation of non-canonical NF-kappaB signal transduction. Gene Ontology annotation, molecular function: lipopolysaccharide binding; protein binding.
UGAAGAAUUCUUCCUGUUUUGGUACCUCCCUGUAAAAUACUUCGUUGCAAUGUUUACUAGAAGUGAGCAGGGCUGUUAGGAGGAAGAGAAGUGGGGAAGUGAUCAGAGUUCACAGUGGAGGGCACAGGGUGACAUCCCAUAAUUACAUAAACUCACGGGGGCUGCCAAAGAGGGCAAACAAGCGCGUGGAACCUGGAAGCCAGAGAACAUCGCUGUACAGGAAAGAAACUGAAGCCGUUUUCAGAGCCGGCCUGGGCCGUAGAAAACUCUCAGAUUCUGUCUACCAUGGAACGUGUGCUUGGCUUGUUGCUGUUGCUAUUGACCCUGGCGCAAGCCUCUCCCGCCACGCCAGAGCCCUGCGAGCUGGAUGAGGACAGUGUCCGCUGCGUCUGCAACUUCUCAGAUCCGCAGCCGGAUUGGUCCAGCGCUUUUCUGUGUUCCGGGGCCGUGGAUGUGGCGUUCUACGGCGGCGGUCGCAGCCUGGAGCACUUUCUAAAGCGUGUGGACACCGAAGCAGACCUUCGGCAGUACGCAGAUGUGGUCAGGUCCCUGCCCUGGGAGCGGCUUACCGUGGGGGACGCGCAGGUUCCUGCUCCAAUGCUAUUUGGAGUCCUGCGUAUGCUCGGGUAUUCCAGCCUCAAGGAAAUUACUCUUGAAAACCUCGAGGUAACCGGCACCACGCUGCCGCCGCUUCUGGAAGCCACCGGACCCGAUCUCCACACCUUGCGCCUCCGCAACGUGUCGUGGGCGACAGGGGAUGCCUGGCUCGGAGAACUGCAGCAGUGGCUAAAGCCUGGACUCCAGGUAUUGAGUAUUGCUCAGGCACACACACUCAACUUUUCCUGCGAUCAGGUCCGAGUCUUCCCCGCCCUUGCCACCUUAGAUCUGUCUGACAACCCCGAACUGGGCGAGAGAGGACUGAUCUCGGCUCUGUGUCGGAGCAAAUUCCCGGCCCUCCAAGUUUUAGCGCUGCGCAACACAGGGAUGGAGACGCCCAGCGGCGUGUGCUCUGCGCUGGCCGCAGCAAGUGUGCAGCUGGAAGAACUGGACCUUAGUCACAAUUCACUACGGGAUACUGCAGGCGCUCCCGGCUGUGACUGGCCUAGCAAGCUAAACUCGCUCAAUCUGUCUUUCACUGAACUGGAGCAGGUGCCUAAGGGACUGCCAGCCGCGCUCAGAGUACUUGAUCUCAGUCACAAUAAGCUGGAUAGGAAACCUAGGCCAGAUGAGCUGCCCAAGGUGGAUAAACUGUCACUUAAAGGAAAUCCCUUUUUGACCCCUGAGCCCUACUCCAAGGAGAACAACUCUGGUGUACUCACAGCCCCAGUGCGUUCUUCCCUGGCAGUGUGCAUGUCAGGAACUUUGGCUGUGCUCCAAGUAGUCAGCCUUUUUACCUAAUGCCAAAGGGAGAAAAAGGAACAUUUACAUUAUUCUGGCUUCUGAGGGUCCUGGUCAGGAUGAUCAGAACUUUUUGACCAACGAAUCCUCUGCCUUACAGUUAUUAAAAUCUUAAACCACGAUGUAAGGGAAGAAAGACAGUCUUAGAUGGCUCAGUAGGUAAAGGCCACCAAGCUUGACACCUGAUUUUGAUCCU